Molecule: messenger RNA, 402 nt
Organism: Drosophila hydei
Lineage: Eukaryota; Metazoa; Arthropoda; Insecta; Diptera; Drosophilidae
Product: N-alpha-acetyltransferase 38, NatC auxiliary subunit-like
Exons: 1
Coding region: 1-402 (133 amino acids)
Cellular component (GO): NatC complex
Molecular function (GO): RNA binding
Source: RefSeq, a predicted model, not a curated record
AUGUCUACCACGGAAGUCGCGGAAUCGUCUACAAUACCUGAAAAUAUAUCAAAAUUUACGCCAAUUAUUUUCACUAAUGCACCCGAUCAGCCGGAAGAUCAAGUUCUUUCUGCUGGUCGAGAAAAGUUGAAGAAAUGGCUUGGCCGAAUGGUGAGGAUCACAUUGAGGAACAAGUUGGUGUUGGUGGGUAUAUUCAGCUGCACGGAUCACGAUAAAAAUCUCAUAAUCGCGAAUUGUGACACAUUUGUGCCUGGCGAUGUGGAGCCAAUUGCCUAUGGGAAUGUCAUGGUGCCUGGCGAUCAAAUAGUAUCGUUUGCUGUAGAUAUGCCCGUUAGCUCAGAGCUGGAUGAAACAGAACUGAAUCAGUUGCAACCGUCACAGACGAAAAAUAACUCGGAUUAA